Molecule: messenger RNA, 2372 nt
Organism: Puntigrus tetrazona (Sumatra barb)
Lineage: Eukaryota; Metazoa; Chordata; Actinopteri; Cypriniformes; Cyprinidae
Product: RNA-binding Raly-like protein
Exons: 7
Coding region: 1015-1515 (166 amino acids)
Source: RefSeq, a predicted model, not a curated record
UGCGCAAAUUGUGCCUCAUGCAAAUUUUUAUUUGAUUGUUUUUCGCUUGAUUUAUUGAAUAGUUGCAUUUUUGUGGAUUCAAUUAUUGCUAUCAAAGCAGUCAAACUGUACGUCUCCUCCCGGGCGCCGGGCGUCCAUUAAUCAUCCGCCCCCGGACGCGUUCCCCAGCCUAACGUGGCGCGUUUCUCAGAAAUCACGGCUGUCACAGACGACGGCUUUUCUAAAUCCCAAACCCGCCGCGGUUUCACCUCAUCAGCGUUUUACAAGCGCUUUCGCCCGGCGUUUGCUCGUUUCGACGGUGUCUCGACUGGCUGGAGCGCGAAGCUAAAGUUAGUUUUUCAUCUGUCAUCCUCUCACAUUAGCGCGCGUGCCCGAGAGGGGAAGCUCGGGGGGGACGAGUCCGGGGCUCCCCGAGUAACGAGGAGAGAGCCAGCCGGCUGUGUCGUGUUGAAACGGAAGGGGACAGUUUUAUAUUAAGUUAUCGUUUCAUUGAUUUCCUUAAUAAGGGCGCCUGGAGGAACGGCGGCGAACGCUAAUGAAAGAACAGAGGCUGCUUGAAUGCUGAAGCGAGACAGUGAUGUAUGGGCUCUCGAAUGAAUUUUGCUUCACAACUUUCAUUUUUCCCGUCUGGAUCUCUCCGGUUCUCCUCUGCGGGAAAUGGUUCGGUCCAGAAGCGCGCUUGAACCCCCUUUGAAUUUGAUGUGCUCGUAAAUGGUACGACCCCCGGAGUAGAAAAGCCAUUAACUCUAGUAAGAGCUCUCUCUCUCUCUCUCUCUCUCUCUCUCUCUCUCUCUCUCUCUCUCUCUCUCUCUCUCUCUCUCUCUCUCUCUCUCUCUCUCUCUCUCUCUCUCUCUCUCUCUCUCUCUGAGGUUAGAUAAAGAGUGCAUUUCGAGGGAACCUACAGCAGAUGAGCAGGAUGUUGAGGAGAAGCCUGUGAUGACCCCUCAGAAGUCAGCAUCGCGGUCUUCGUCGUAAGCUGCGCGCUUGUGCUGUCUCUCUUACUUAGACGAAAGCAUGACGGGAGUUUUGCGACCCUCCAAACAGAGAUCCGGUAUGAAGCGACCUCGAAAUGAGCCUUACAGGGUUUUCGACUAUCAACAUGUUCCGACCAUCCCGUGUGACUUCGCGUCUUUUCGAGGGACGUGUUCGUCGCCCUCUUCGUCUUCCGCAGCCCUGCGGCAAAGCAGAGGAAAACCUCAGAGCAGACACAGGUCCAGGAGCAGAGGAAUCCAGCUAAGAAUGGAGGAGCUGAUGUGCAUUAAGAAAGAGCUGACAGUGAUUAAAUCACAGAUAGACGAGCUGCUGGACAGUCUGGAGCGGAUGGACCCUCAAAGCCGAGAGCUGUCUGGAGACGGUGUGGCGUUCUCUCCGCUCCACGGCUCUGUGAGCAGCGCGGACGAUUCGUCUGGUAGCUCUCCUCCCCUGAGGACAGACAGAGACACACAGACCGCAGACAGCGGUGAUGAAGACAGACAGCAUGUCAGUUACUACGAAUCGGAUUUGCUUUACAUGUAAAGUUUCAGAUUCAGGCGGCAAGCGACGUCGCGGGAUCUCUAAUGAUGAUGUAAAGAAAACCACCGGGAGAUUUAUUUGGAUCGGUUUCAAACGUCCGCGCCUGUUGAGAUUGUCAUCAAGUAAAGUGAACGUGAAUCCGGGUUGAAUCCAGUUGUGGAGCAGCUGUUUAAACAGACCAGAGCAAACCGAGCUGCGUGUCGUCUAAAGCCGCUGAUGGUUUUAUGAGUUAUACCAAACACAAGCUGUUUUUACGUGAUAUUUCAUUAAAAAUGCUGAUACGACUCGAGAUCAGGAAGUUAAUUAAAGUAUAGUGUCCACACACACACACACACACACACACACACACGUUAUUGCAAAUAUCCUACAUGAAUCAUUUUAUAGUUCUACACAACAGCUCAACUGAUAUGGGUUAUUAAAUGUUAAUAAGGAUAUCUACAUAGGUCUAUAUUAACUGAUAGACUGAAAAAAUAAUAUUACGUAUAUUUAUGAGCCAAACACGAGAUUUAAGAUUCGAUAUCGAACCCAAACGUCAUUCAAAUUCGCGAAAUGCAUAAUAAUUUUAACAAUUUUGGAAUCGGCACAAUGACUACCAUCUACCUCUUCUGUUAACCAGUUUAGUCUCAUGACCAGAUUUAUGAUCUUUUUUUAUGUGAAAAUGUAGUCACGGUCGUACACUUCAUUCAUUUAUAUCAUAAAACAGUGAUUUCCGGUUUAAUGUUGUUGUUUUUUUUUGUGAUAUACUUUUAGUGUCAUACUUUAAUGUGGCUGUGUAAAAUAUCGUGGAAUGCUGUUUUGUUUGUGUCGCUGUAUGUAUUCACUAACGGAAAUAAAAAUACUUUCACGUACAGUGCGUUAAA